Messenger RNA from Tachysurus vachellii, 634 nucleotides. It is a transcript of the gene muc5.7, whose product is annotated as cartilage intermediate layer protein 1. The record is from RefSeq and is a predicted model, not a curated record. The transcript has 5 exons. Lineage: Eukaryota; Metazoa; Chordata; Actinopteri; Siluriformes; Bagridae. The coding region runs from base 16 to 426 and encodes 136 amino acids.
AGUCUAGCUCACAGUAUGAAGCUGUUGAUCUUUUGUGUGAUUUUGAUUGCUACACAUACUGGAGCACAACUUGUGGACAAAAAGAUUUGUUUCACUCAGUGGUUUGACCGGGACAAUCCUAGUGGGAAAGGAGAUUAUGAAACCUUGAGUAAUUUGAGAUCAGAAUAUCCAAGAAAGAUCUGCACCAAACCUCUGAGCAUUCAAGCUGCAACACUCACUGGUGUUACUGCUGAAAGCAUUGGACAAGUGUUUCAAGCGUAUGACACAGUUACUGGCUUUGCCUGUGUAAAUUCUAACCAAAGGAAUGAAGAAUGCUGUUUGGACUAUAAAGUGCGUUUUGGCUGUCCAUGCCCUUGGCCCCCAAUCAAGCCUAUAUUUGCUGCAUUGGAGGAAGACCUAGUCUUGGCAAAUGAAACUCUUUCUUAAAUUCUGCUCAUAUGCAUGCUUUGUUUCUUCUGCCAUUUUAUACUAUUCAAAAUUCUUUCAUAAGGGCUUUGGUUCUGUUUAAAAUGUCAGUCAGUUAGUCUUGUUUUUGGAGAUGUUUUCCUAGGCCUUACUAUGGUGAUGGAAUGUAAAAUAUUCUUGUAUGCUGUUCUUAUUAUGAAUGAAAUAAAGCAAACUAAUUAAAUUUAAA